AACAAGGCUGUUAGUUUUCUAGGAGAAGGCAAGUCUGUGAGUGUUUAAGCCCCUUCAAUCUGCCUCUGUUACUGCCGCGUUCGCAACGUGACGCCACUCCAUCCAUCUGAUCCCUAGAAAGAGUCAUGCAGCACUCUGAGGGAGGGGCCAAGGGGGGUGAGGCCAAGGCGGGAGAAGAAGCCGUUUACCUGCGGAGAAGGAUAGACCUGCUGACUGCCACCUCCCUUAUCAUUGGCACUGUGGUGGGCAGCGGCAUCUUCAUUGCACCCAAGGGUGUCCUGAUGAACAGUGGCAGUGUGGGCCUGUCUUUGCUGGUGUGGGCUCUGUGUGGAGUCCUCUCCACCUUUGGAGCUCUGUGCUAUGCGGAGCUGGGCACCAGCUUUAAGAAGUCUGGGGGCCACUACACCUACCUGCUGGAGACCCUGGGACCCUUGCCUGCAUUCCUGCGACUCUGGGCAGAGUUCAUCUUGGUCAGGCCUGCAGUGGCCUCUGUGGUGUCCCUGGCAUUUGGCCGCUACGUCGUGGAGCCCUUCUUUGCCCCCUGUCCCGCACCCCCAGUCCUGGUCAAGCUCGUCGGCAUUCUAGGAGUGUCUUUCGUUGUGGCAGUGAACUGUUGGAGCGUAAGCCUGGCCUCAAAGACCCAGAUCACUCUCACAUUCAUCAAGAUGUUUGCCUUGGUCCUCAUCAUUGUCCCAGGAAUCAUGGCACUGUUCAGGGGACAGACAGACAACUUCCAGAAUGCUUUUGAUUCUGGAUCCUUAACCCUGAACAAGCUGCCACUAGCAUUCUACUCAGGCCUCUAUGCCUAUGGAGGAUGGUUUUAUUUGAAUUUUGUGACAGAAGAAGUUAUCAAUCCUAACAGAAACAUUCCACUGUCAAUCAUCUUCUCCAUGGUAACAGUAACUGUGUGUUACGUGCUGGUCAACGUGUCAUACUACACAAUGAUGACAGCCGGGGAGCUGCUGGUGUCAGAGGCUGUGGCUGUGACCUUUGCAGAUCGUGCUCUGCACAGGAUCGCCUCGGUUAUCCCGGUGCUGGUGGCCAUGUCCUGUCUGGGGGCUCUGAACGGAGGCUUCUUUGUGGCCCCCAGGAUGCUGUUUGUGGGGGCCAGGGAGGGGCACUGGCCUGUUGUCUUCUCCAUGAUCCACAUCCGUAGACAGACGCCCCUGCCUGCUGUGCUGCUGCUGUACCCACUGGUGGUGCUGAUGCUGGCGAGAGGCGAGCUCUUUCAGCUGGUCAAUUUCGCCUCCUUCUCCCGCUGGCUCUUUAUUGCCUUGGCAACCCUGGGGAUGCUCAUCCAUCGCUACCGCUUCCCGCUUCACCCCAGGCCCUUCAAGGUGCCGGUGGCCAUUGCAGUGUCUUUCACAGUGGUGUGCUUCUUCAUCGUGGGGCUGUCUCUGUACUCUGACCCCUGGAACACGGGAGGCAGUUGCAUCAUCACCUUGUCCGGGGUGCCUGUGUACUACCUGACCGUGCAUCGGCCGCGCUUGCCCCCCCGCUGGAGGAGAGCCUUCAACUACUGCAGCAAGCAGCUACAGAUCCUAAUGGAGGUGGCCCAACAAGAGAUCCAGACCUACUGAAGACUUCCCCAUUUCUGGUUUCUUCCUCGGUGUCAAGUCUUGCUGAAACUACCACAUUUUCAAAAUGCCUGUCCUUUACAGGAACCAGGAGUAUUGGUUUGCUGUGAAAAUAUAAUAGUUUCUGUUCAUGUAUAUCUUGUCAGUUUGGGAAAUGUAAAUGCCAAUAAUUUAUGUUGAUGACCUAACUCUAACACUGUUAAUAUAUUCAGUCACUGUGAGAGGGCCUCUGUAAAUGGAAAAUAUCUCCUGUUCCUCUAAUUUCAUUAUAAAAGUUCUUGUUAAAGCCUGUUGUGACCACAUAUGAAAA
Molecule: messenger RNA, 1887 nt
Organism: Megalops cyprinoides (Indo-Pacific tarpon)
Lineage: Eukaryota; Metazoa; Chordata; Actinopteri; Elopiformes; Megalopidae
Product: cystine/glutamate transporter
Exons: 13
Coding region: 126-1580 (484 amino acids)
Biological process (GO): amino acid transmembrane transport
Cellular component (GO): membrane
Molecular function (GO): L-amino acid transmembrane transporter activity
Source: RefSeq, a predicted model, not a curated record